This is a messenger RNA of Daucus carota subsp. sativus, 1223 nucleotides long. Its product is annotated as E3 ubiquitin-protein ligase ATL4. Bases 137 to 1105 code for a protein of 322 amino acids. The record is from RefSeq and is a predicted model, not a curated record. Gene Ontology annotation, biological process: protein ubiquitination. NCBI's taxonomy places the organism in Eukaryota, Viridiplantae, Streptophyta, Magnoliopsida, Apiales, Apiaceae. The transcript has a single exon.
CUCACCAUCUCUCUCGUGCUCUCUCUCUUGCGCAUCUCUCCCAUAAUUCCGCAUAUAUAGUGGGCGCACACAUUCUAUAUAAAUCCUAAUAUCUUCUCCAACACAUUCCCCUCCUCUUCCCAAACCAAACCCCAAAAUGUCAACACCACCACCACCUCUUCUUCCGUUCAUCAACCCAAAUCAACAAAUAAACCUCCUCUCAACCACCAAUCCACCGCCAUACUCAUCACCACUCUCAUCAUCCUCAACUUCAACGUCGAUUAUCAUCGUUAUUAUUAUCAUCGCCUCCGCCAUCAUCAUCUCCGCCUCUCUCUACCUCCUCCUCCGCUUCCUCUCUCGUCGCUUCCACUCCACCGCCACUCCUCCUCCCAUCUUCCACCGCCCGAACCCUAGCUUCCGCACGCCGAAAACACACGCAACCUCCUCUCUCCCCCUCUUCACUUUCAACUCGCUUCCCGCCAAAAUAUCCGGCGGAGAUUGCGCGGUUUGUUUAUCGAAGUUCGAGCCUAACGAUCAGCUGCGGUUGCUUCCGCUCUGCUGCCACGCAUUUCAUGCGGAGUGUAUUGACACGUGGCUCGUCUCCAAUCUGACGUGUCCGUUGUGCAGGUCCACUGUUCAUCCUUCUCAGAGCGACGCACUCGAUAAAAUCCUUCCUGACCGAACAAACCGGAGCAACAGCUUUCGCGUUGAGAUCGGAAGCGUCAGUCGGCGGAGAAGCGACGAUGAAGUCUCCGGCGAUGCGGUGCGGUCGUAUACGAUCGGCUCGUUUGAGUAUGUUGUUGAUGAGGAGUUUGAGGUUCCGAUUGGAGACGCGCGGACUCACCGGAGAGACGUCUCUGACAAGGACUUUACCGGAAUUGAGGUUACAGUUCCGGUGGCGCCAGGAGAUGAAGUCGCGACAGAGGUCGCCGGAGAGAGAGGAAGCUGGCUCAGAGAUUACGUCGACAGAAUUGCGUCGGUGUCGUCGCGAUCGUUUCGGAGCUCCGGCAGGUUUUUUGGUGGGAGUAGUCGCCGGAGUAACGCCGUUGUGGUUGAUGAUUUAGAGGCGAAUAAUAGAUUUGGAGAAGAGAUUAGUGAGUUGUUUCAGUGGCUGUCGAGGGUAUGAUUUUGUAAAUUUCAUUAAGAGUUAGGGGUAAUUUGGUCAUUGGUGAUUACGAAAUCGCAGUACAGUGAGUGGAAAUAGUAAGAUUUGUAGUGCAUAUAUACUUUCUAUUUGAAAUUAA